UUUCAAGUGUGUACUGUGUGUUAUAUGUAUUUUAUACCAUUUAAUUAUUUCAAAUAGCUAUUAAAACUUUGAGUAUAUAUAUAGCAUAUGUUACUAAAUCAACAAAAUGAAUAACAGUAGUAGAGUAUUACAAGAAUGUAAACAAUUUUAAGCCCCGCCCCACUUUAUGACAGCCUAAGAAAUACCUAAUACAUUUCGUAAAUAAUUGUAGUAUUUUGUUCAAAAGACCGUCUGUAUUCGAAAAUAUUGUUAGUGUUAAAAUAUAAAUAUCUAUGUGUGUGCUAGCAAGAUAGUUCUUCAACAAGAAACGGCACUAAUGGAUAGUAAAGAUCUAACAAUACUGGGUGUGUUUUGCCUCCGAUAGAGCUGAAUUCAUUUAACAGGGUUAAUAAAUAACACAGCUUCAAACAUGUCUGCUAGUCAACUUUUGGAUUCAUGUGUCUUGGUCAAUAGGAGGGUGGAACAAAGAAGGGAACAUAGCAUCACUCACACUGAAAUUACCCAAAGGAGAAUAUUACAAGAACAGGGUCCCGAUAUGCAGCAUUACAAAGGUCCAGACGCAUCAAGCACUUUAAGCGACGGUGUUUAUCACCCACAUAGUAAUGGACAGUCGGAACAUUCUCCAAAUUCAAGCCACAUGUCUGUACACAGUGAUGAACCAUUAGUAAGAACUCAAAAACAACAAACCACUCAACAAGUGACAACUGUGACGAAAGUUGUUCGCGAAGUGCAGCAGUUAGAAGAUCAAACAGGGGAAUAUAUACCUGUAUCUUUGGGAUCUUAUUCCCAUCCGUCUCAAUACGUUGACUAUAUUGAACAACCACCCCAUCAUAUGUAUUCUCAAUAUCAUCAACAUCCACACUAUCAAGAUUAUGACCACUUUCCCAACCCCUAUGGUGCCUAUAUGGGCUAUUCAGCAGGAACUGAGAGACCAACAACCCCUCCUAGUCCUAGUGAACACAGUGGUGACCCUUCUCCGUUACCUUUAACAUCUCAACCCAAUGUUGCAUAUGUAGGAGCAGGAUAUGACGAACUUCCUGAACAUUAUAGAGUCACUCCAUCUCCUGGAGGGCCAAUAGGUAUAGAUCCUUACCAAGAUGAUUCUGGUGUUGUUUAUGGUUAUGUGUCACCUUCCCCAUAUGGCACUGCGCCAAGUCUUUCUCGUCCUUAUGUAGAUAGUAUUAAUGGACCUGUACCAGUAGGAACAUCUAUGAGAUUGUUUGAAGAUGAAGAUCUUCAAAAGCAUGUUGGUAAGAUGUCUUUACAUGGCCACAAUGUUGGAUUAACCCACGAUAGGGCACAUACUAUGGCUUCUCCUGGUAGUAUUGGUGGAGAUGAAGAUCAGAGGGGAAUGCGCUGGCGUGACCCUAAUCUUACUGAAGUCAUCGGGUUUCUGAAUAACCCCAAUAAUGUGAUCAAGGCCAAUGCGGCAGCCUAUUUGCAACAUUUGUGUUACAUGGAUGAUCCCAACAAGCAAAAAACGAGAGCUCUUGGUGGUAUACCCCCUUUAGUUAAAUUAUUAAGUCAUGACAGUAUUGAGGUUUAUAGGAAUGCUUGUGGAGCUUUGAGAAAUUUAUCUUAUGGCAGGCAAAACGAUGAAAAUAAGAGAGCUAUAAAAAAUGCGGGUGGUAUACCUGCUUUAAUAAGUUUGUUAAGAAGGUCAAACGAAGUAGAUAUAAAAGAACUUGUUACUGGUGUCAUUUGGAAUAUGUCUUCAUGUGAAGAUUUGAAAAGGAAUAUCAUAGAUGAUGGUGUAGCUACUAUUGUUACUUACAUUAUAAUUCCACAUUCUGGAUGGGAUCCACAAGGAAACCAUGGAGAGACAUGCUGGUCAACAGUAUUUAGAAAUGCAUCAGGUGUUCUAAGAAAUGUUAGUUCAGCUGGAGAAUAUGCAAGAAAAAAACUAAGAGAAUGUGAAGGAUUAGUUGAUGCAUUACUUUUUGUUGUACGCUGUGCCAUAGAUAAGUCAAAUAUAGGCAAUAAAAUUGUAGAAAAUUCAGUGUGCAUUCUUCGUAAUCUAUCGUAUCGAUGUCAGGAAGUAGAAGAUCCAAAUUACGACAAAAAUCCUCUACCAACACAAACUAGAGUGGCAGCUAACUCUUCAAAAGGUGAAAAUUUGGGGUGCUUUGGUGGCAGCAAAAAGAAAAAAGAUAAUCAAACCUCAGAUUCAAAAGAAAACAAUUUUACCUCUGGUGCUCCAGGUGGCAUGUCCAGUGUAAGUACUAGAGGUGAUCCAGUGAGAGGUAUGGAACUGCUUUGGCAACCUGAAGUUGUACAAUCCUAUUUAGCUCUCCUACAAAGUUGUUCAAAUCCAGAAACUUUAGAAGCCGCUGCUGGAGCCCUUCAAAAUCUGGCAGCUUGCUAUUGGCAACCAAGUAUAGAAAUACGAGCAGCUGUGCGUAAAGAAAAAGGUCUCCCAAUAUUGGUAGAGCUCCUUCGUAUGGAGGUUGAUAGGGUAGUGUGUGCAGUGGCAACAGCACUAAGAAAUCUCGCUAUUGAUCAACGUAAUAAGGAACUCAUAGGGAAAUAUGCUAUGAGAGACCUUGUUCAAAAACUUCCAUCUGGAAAUACUCAACAUGAUCAAGGUACUUCUGAUGAUACUAUAGCCGCUGUUUUAGCCACUUUGAACGAAGUUAUCAAGAAAAACGCAGAAUUUUCGAGAUCUCUUCUUGAAGCAGGUGGUGUUGAGAGACUGAUGACUAUUACUAGGCAACGACAAAAAUAUACUCCAAGGGUACUAAAAUUCGCUGGACAAGUUCUCUUCACUAUGUGGCAGCACCAAGAUUUAAGAGAUGUUUAUAAGAAACAUGGUUGGAAAGAACAGGACUUUGUUACAAAAACUGUAGCGGCCCGAAAUGCUGGUCCCAAUUCACCAAACAACGCAAACAGCACUUUAAACCGCCCAAUGGCAUCGCAGAGUGGCACAAGAUAUGAAGAUAGAACAAUGAAACGCACCACCCCCGGCAACAGGAGCGCUGGUGUCUUCCAAAGGGAGAAUGACAUUCCAACGGCAGAUAUGCCGUAUUCAGACAACCAAGCUGGUUUAGGACGAUCGUAUCAAUCAGGUCCAGGUCCAAAUCCACCUCCAGUUAGUCACUAAGAAUGCAGGCCAAGUGCACAACCCUACACAUCCGUGUCAAUUGAUUGCGUUUGGUGAAGGAGUUGCUCAAAUUAGCAAUAUGAUAUCGAAGUUUUGCUGUACCGGUUGUAAUAUAAAAUAAAAUGUUUUCAGUCUCGAUGACCUAAGCCUCUGGUAACCCUCGUGUAAUUUCUCCAUAUUUAUAUUUGAGAAGGAAAUAUUAAACAUAGUCACUUCCUCACUCGCA
Molecule: messenger RNA, 3326 nt
Organism: Diorhabda carinulata
Lineage: Eukaryota; Metazoa; Arthropoda; Insecta; Coleoptera; Chrysomelidae
Gene: p120ctn
Product: catenin delta-2
Exons: 8
Coding region: 410-3100 (896 amino acids)
Biological process (GO): cell-cell adhesion; cell-cell junction assembly
Cellular component (GO): adherens junction; plasma membrane; cytoplasm
Molecular function (GO): cadherin binding
Source: RefSeq, a predicted model, not a curated record